This is a messenger RNA of Rhagoletis pomonella (apple maggot), 1696 nucleotides long. It is a transcript of the gene Alg10, whose product is annotated as putative Dol-P-Glc:Glc(2)Man(9)GlcNAc(2)-PP-Dol alpha-1,2-glucosyltransferase. Gene Ontology annotation, biological process: protein N-linked glycosylation; dolichol-linked oligosaccharide biosynthetic process. The record is from RefSeq and is a predicted model, not a curated record. The transcript is spliced from 5 exons. Lineage: Eukaryota; Metazoa; Arthropoda; Insecta; Diptera; Tephritidae. Bases 138 to 1490 code for a protein of 450 amino acids. Gene Ontology annotation, molecular function: dolichyl pyrophosphate Glc2Man9GlcNAc2 alpha-1,2-glucosyltransferase activity. Gene Ontology annotation, cellular component: endoplasmic reticulum.
UUUUUGUUUUGCACCAUCAUUCGCGCCGGGUUGUCAGUGGAUUUCUUAUAUAUAUCAACAUCAUUUGCGAUAUAUAUAAUUUGUUUUCUGUUAGCCGUAUUUUGCAAUUUUAAAAUACAUAGCUGGGUGGUACGAAUAUGCAAAAGUACUUCUGGCCGGUACUGCUGCCCAUUCUUUUUCUGGCAUACUCGCUGCCGCUGUUCCUGCGCGUCUACGCCACUGCUCCGAACGUAAUCGAUGAGGAAUUCCACCUGCGUCAGGGAUUGCAUUUUUGCAAUAAGCGUUUUGAUGUAUGGGAUCCAAAAAUUACCACAUUCCCCGGUCUCUACCUUUUCUCGCUGAUUCUGAUACCAUUGAACGCUUGUACGGAAUUGGGCUUGCGAUGCAUAUCGCUAGCAGCCGCAACAGUAAAUGUUGUGACGCUAUAUAAAAUACGUCGCCGCUUACUUGGCAGUGCGCACGGGCAGCUCGCUGCGCUGGAUGCCAUCACUUUGGGUACUUUGCCGCCGCUGUAUUUCUUCAGUCAUCUAUACUAUACCGACACACUAUCGCUAACAACGGUGCUCUUAUUCUACUAUUAUUGGCACAAGGAGUCGCAUUUACAGGCGGCAGUCUUUGGUGCGACUAGUGUGCUGGUGCGUCAGACCAAUGUGGUCUGGGUGGCUAUGUGCUUUGCUAUAAUGGCACUGGAUGUGAUGAGCGGCAACUAUGCGCGUGUCAAAGGUAUUAAAAAGCAGCAGGUAGAGCUGCUUAAUCCAAAGGUGCUUUGGGACAUGCUCACCUCAUACAGACUGCUAGGGCGCAGCAUUUGGCAAAUUUUGCGUAAAGGCUGUUACUACCUCAUCAUUAUACUGCCGUUUGUGUUCUUCGUGUUUCUCAAUGGCUCCAUUGUCAUAGGCGAUAAACGCGCACAUGAAGCCACCAUGCAUUUACCGCAGAUAUUCUACUUCAGUCUCUUUGCGGCGUUCUUCGGCGUCUCCAAUACAAUGCAUGAGUGGCAGUCCACCCUGCGUUGGUUGUCGCGCGAAAAAUUAAUUGUGCUUUUCUUGCUCGGCGUUGGAGUACUCACGGUCAAAUGGAAUACGCUCGUCCAUCCAUAUUUGUUAGCCGACAAUCGUCAUUACACCUUUUAUAUAUGGAAUCGUUUCUACGGCCGCUAUUUGUGGUUCAAGUAUGCUAUGGUUCCUGUUUAUGUAUUUGCUUUGGCGCUGCUACACUGUGGCCUGCGGCAUAUGCGCACCAGCUUUAAAUUGAUGUUUUGGAUUGCAACGCUGCUGGUUUUGUGCUUCCAGCGUUUGCUGGAACCACGUUACUUUAUCAUUCCUUUCGUCUUGUACCGCUUGCACACACAGCCGCUUGCUAAAAGUCGUUGGGCAGAGUGGCUGGAGCUGGCCAGCUAUGUGGGGAUCAAUGCGCUCACAUUUUUUAUAUUUUUUACCAAAGAAAUCACUUGGAUGGACUUCAAGGAACCACAGCGCAUUAUUUGGUAGAGAUUAGAGCAACUUAGAAGUUAAAUGCGUUAAGAGGGCGAGGCCCCAAAUAUAAAGGCUAUUUAGAAACAGCAUUGUAUUUUUAUUUAAUUAAACAAAGUGCUGCUUGAAGUCGCAAAACACUUGCAAGCUAAGCGCCCAGGAAAAAAUACAAAACUUCUCGAUUUACUUAAAUAAAAGACAACAUAAUAUUCGAGGAAAUUUAA